CGUGCGUGCGCUGCUGUCUGCGGUUCGGCUCCGCCGUGUGACUGCAGCCGUCCUGCCCCCGCGCCGCUCCUUGUUGGACUUUCCUCUUUCAGUCAGCCCGCCAUCCCGAGUCUCUGGGUGUUCUCCCUUCUAACCUUUGCCCAAGGUGUAACUUUUCCUUUAGCGCGGUAGGUUCCGUGCAAGAAGGAAGGCUCGCCGGAGGUGGAAUCGGGAUUGUUUAAAUGGAUCGGAAUUGUUUAAAAUUGUUUUAAUUGUAAAGCAGGAGCCCCCCGUGCUGUGGCUGCCUCCGGGAGGUGUGCUGCAGUCCUCCCAGGCUGCGCGUGGCCGUGCCCUGGGGCGCCGGGAGGGUUCCGUGUCACUGCUGCGUGUGAUUGCAGCCCAAGGCUGGGGGAGAUCUGCCGUCAGAGCCGAAACCGACAAGCUGGAACUUCUCUGUCCCUUUCUGCUGACCUAUUGUUUGUGUACAGUACGUUUCGCUUCACUGUGUAAGUGUUUGUACCUUUUUAAGUACACAAACGCGCAGUGCUGUGUGCCUGUGUGGACGUACAGGUGUGUAAAUACAAGCGCAGUGGCCAGCUGAGGUCAGUAAGAUGCUGGAUGUGCAUUAAGUAAAGAGGCUCAAGGAGCCAAGGAAGUGUCGGACUCCGUGCUCCUCCUUUCUUGCUGAGCAGCUGGGCUGGGCCAUCACGUGCUUGGGGUGCACCACGGCAGGCUGCUGUUAGUGCAUCUGUGCAGACUGAAAAAUACUAAAGAUGGACAUUUCUUUUCGGCUUGGUGUGGUGCCCAGGGUGAUUUCUCCCCCAAAAAAGGAGAACAGGCCUCCCCCAAAAUGCAUCUUCACUCUUUUGUCAUAGGAUAGAAUCAAAAUUGCCAAUGUUGGAAGAGAUUCAAUAUCAUUCAGUCCAACCAUCUGCUUACUACCAAUAUUUUCCCACUAAACCAUGUUCCUAGUACUGUCUCUGUUCAUUUCUUGAAUGCUUCUGGAGAUGGUGACUCCCCCACUUCUCUGUGCAGCCUGUUUCAGUGCCUCACCACUCCUUCUGAGGUGAUGUUUUUCCUCAUAUCCAACCUGAACCUCCCCUGGUGCAACUUAAGGCCAUCUCCUGUUGCUAGUUCCAUGGGAGGAGAGGCCAACCCCCACCUCACCACAAACUCCUUUCAGGCAGUUGUAGAGAGAUAAGGUCUCCCUUGAGCCUCCUCUUCUCCAGACUGAACAAUCCCAGUUCUCUCAACCGGUCCCUAUGGGACUUGUGCUCUGUCCCCUCACCAGCUUUGUUGCUCUUCUCUGUACACAGUCCAGGGCCUCUGUCUUUCCUGUAGUGAGAGCCAAAAUUGCUUAGAUACAUGCAGUACUGUCCUUAAGGUAUGGAAUGGGGUUUGAUUUGCUGGGUUGCUUCCUCUUGGAUACAACUUUAUGAAGCAGCUGAGGACUUGUUGCCUGGAGCAGGGGAAGUGAAGUUAGUUCUCCUCUUCACUGUCCGUGCACACCAGACUUGAAGACGUGUGCUACCUUCAGGCCUUAUAGGUGAAGAUGCAGGAGCCUGACCUGGUUGCGAAAGCACUGCGAUCUGUUCUUCAUUCCAGUAAACAUGGCAUACCACUAUCAGAGCUUCAGGGUGAAUACAGAUCAUUAACUGGUGAAUGGAUUCCCUUCAGAAACCUAGGGCAUGCCACACUGGAAGCCUACGUGGCAAGCAUCCCUGGAGUGGUCAGGAUCGAGAGAAAUAAAACAGGAGAGGUGACUUGCCAUGCUGUUGCUUGCCCUGAGACCAUGCAAAUUGCUCAACUUGUAGCCCGACAGAGCAGUUUGAAGAAGAAAACAGGAAAGCAAGUGAACUGCCGGAUGAGGCUGAAGAAUACAUCCCCAGUCACACCAGUAGGAAAGCCGGAAGGAACUUUGCGGCAACCCAGGUCACUGAGCACACUGGAAGAAGGCAGCAAGAAGCCCAUCCCUCGUGUGCCAAGAGGCAGAGGUGCACUAUGCAUCACAACAAAUCCUACCAUGGAGAGUGCCUGGUCUGCCCCAGCUGCAGCCACUGGGAGUGGGUUGCCCAGAGAGAUCCCCAUGCAAAGACAUGUCACGCUUGUCAACAGGUCUGAGAAGAGACCAACUGUCUCACCACGAUUUCAAAAGGAGCUACACGUUCACCUGUCGAGAAGGUCUUCUGUUGAUUCAAAUGAUAACUUGAGUACAUCUGGUGUGGAGACGCAUACUGUUGCCUCUGGCCGUUCUGUUCCUAACAUCAGUGAGAUUCAAAACCGCAUUAAGGAGAUUUUGAGCAAGUACAGAAAUGGUGUUUGGAUGUCGAAGAUAGCACAGAUUUAUGAGGAUACGUACAGGGAAGAACUUGGUACAGCAGUGCUCCGUCAGCUUGAGCACUGGCCUCAUGUGUGCACAGUGGAGAAAGUAUGCACAGGGGAUCAGACAUACGGAAUUCUUUAUCCUACUAAGAGAAUACCGCCAGCAGUGAAAAGCAAUACAGAGCAAGACAAGGCAUCUCAGAAUGUCACAUCUUCAAAAGCAGACCCACUGUUAAAAACAAGCACGGAGGCUGAGCCUGCUUCAUGUAGUAGUGACUUCAAGCAAGAUGUUAUUAAUAUCUUGGUGAAAUAUCCCAGUGGUCUCUGGGCUGAUGCACUUCCCAAAUUGUACCAAGACACUUACCAACGAAAAUUUCCAGAAGGCAUUCUGAAUAAUCUGCAGUUGCUCUCAGAUGUAUGUGUGGUGGACUUUGUAUCUAAUGCCCCUCAGAAGGCCAUCCUCUAUGUGAAAACCCAAAGUUGCACUGAUGAGAAUCUGAAUGUUGCUGAGAAAGUCCAGAUCCCUGAUGGUGUGAAGGCCGCAGCUGAACAACAGCAUGAGGAGUCCAAGGAGCAGUAUCCAGAAAGUGUGUCAUCUGUUCCUCCUUUGAUUAUACCGUCAGAAGGACCUGUAUCCAUCUUGGUGAUAGAAGCAAACAACACUAAUGAGCUUAUCAUUAGAUAUGUGGGCAAAGAUUAUUCUGGCGCUCAGGAACAAAUGGAAGAUAAAAUGAAAGCGUACUAUAGUAAGAAUUCCACUGCAUCACAGAUUAAUUGUCCAAGCGUUGGGCAACUUGUUGCUGUACACACUGAAGAAGCCUGGCUCCGUGCUGAGAUAAUUUCUGUGGAGGACAAAAGAUUAAAGGUGUACUAUGUUGACCAUGGCUUCAGUGAGAUUAUUGAAAGCAAUAGGACAUACAGACUCCACAAACAGUUCUGCUCACUUCCAUUUCAAGUUGCAAAGUGUAAACUGGCAGGACUGGAGGUAUUUUGUGAUGAUCCUCUCCUACUAAAGGCUGUAGAAUUGCAGACAUACUGCAAAAUAUUUGCUGUGGAAAUACUGGAGAGGAGUGAAAUUCCUCUCUUUGUUCUGUAUGACACUUCUGGAGAAGAUGAUAUCAACAUCAACGCAACUUGUCUGAAGGCUUUGUAUGACAAGUCUUUUGAACUGAACCUACAGGUAGAUACACUAUAUACGAAUGUCAGAGUAACCAGUAUUCUCUCAGAUGGAAACCUGUAUUGUCAGCUGCCAUCUGAAGGCUUGUCUAAGCUUUCUGAAGUCUUGCAGAAAAUAGAAGACUAUUUACUUCACAAGGAGACAUCUGAGUUUAAUGUGUCACAACCUUUCUGUGGCAAAAUCUGCUUGUUUCAUUGCAAAGGAAAAUGGACGCGUGUAGAGAUAACAAUAAUUCAAAGUAGACGGGCGCUUGGUGUUCGCUUCAUGGAUACUGGAACAGUUGCAUAUGUAAAAGUAUCAGACCUUAGAGAAAUCCCAUCGCAGUUCCUGAGAGACGUAAUCAAAAUCCCUCCCCAGGCUAUAAAAUGCUGCUUAGCAGAUCUGCCUCCUGACACUGGCAUGUGGACUCCUGAGGCUGUGCUGUGGCUGAGAGACAAUGUAAUGGAUUAUCCUGAAUUCAGCAUGCAGGUGGUCAAGCAGGAUGGUUCAAAGGGAAUUGCACACGUUUACUUGUUUGCUCCGGAGGAUUUCCCAAACAUGGAUCGUAGCAUCAAUCGUCGGAUUAUAAACGCAGACUUGUGGAAGCAUCAGAAAGAUGUUUUCCUGAGCGUCACCCCCACAGGGGCCAGCUCCACCAAAGCAACAGGUGAUGCAGCUCUACAGUUAAAUCAGGGAAGGCUAGAGAAGAGUGAUUCUCUGGAGCCUGCAGCGGAGCCCAGAGAUGCAGAGCCUGCCACUGAUAUGCCACCACCCCUACCCUUGUCAGAGGUGGGAGGGUUCAUGGAUGUCUACGUGUCAGUAGCCUGCCAUCCAGGUCACUUCAUUGUCCAGCCUUGGAAAGAGAUACACAAUCUGGAGGUCCUCAUGGAGGAAAUGAUCCUGUACUACAGCAUGGCAGAAGAGAGACCAGUGAACAUUGGAACAAACAAGUUAUAUGCAGCUAAAAUUGAAAAUCGGUGGUACAGAGUGAUAAUAAAAGGAAUUCUUAGAAAAGGCUUUUUGUCAGUGUAUGUGCUGGACUACGGUAAACAUGAGGUUAUCAGCAUAGAUAAAGUACAGCCACUCCUGGAGAAAUUCAGGAAGCUUCCUUUCCAGGCUAUAAAAGCUCAGCUUGCAGGAGUGAAAAGCCAGCAGUGGUCGGAAGAGGCAUCAAUAAUAUUUCGGAAUCGCGUAGAGAAGAAACCCUUGGUAGCACAGAUACAGGCAAUUAAUGAGAGCACUAAUUCCUGGGAUCGAAGAAUAGUCACUUACUUAGUGGACACGUCUCUUCCAGACACCGACAUAUGGAUUCAUGACUUUGUGUCUCAGAGUCUUGCGGAGCUCUCAGAAGCAGAAUAGUUGCCACUUCUGAAACGUAGCUGCUCGGUUUCUGUAGCAAUAAAACAAGUAACAGGUUUCAAAGAGAAUAACUGUUCUUACAUUGCCUUGAAGAGAAUAAGGGGAUAAAACUUCAAAAACAUGUGUUUGUGAAAAAGAUUUGCUUAACAAGUUUGCUUUCUGUUGACUUCAGUUGACUUUAUGAAGUUUUGCACUUUGUUUGCUACUGCAAUACUAGAAUGUUUGUGUGGAAAUACUAAAUAAAAAGUUAUUUAUCAAUAAAACAGUGCUGAACUGA
Molecule: messenger RNA, 5093 nt
Organism: Meleagris gallopavo (turkey)
Lineage: Eukaryota; Metazoa; Chordata; Aves; Galliformes; Phasianidae
Gene: TDRD7
Product: tudor domain containing 7
Source: RefSeq, a predicted model, not a curated record